Molecule: messenger RNA, 1351 nt
Organism: Macadamia integrifolia
Lineage: Eukaryota; Viridiplantae; Streptophyta; Magnoliopsida; Proteales; Proteaceae
Product: fasciclin-like arabinogalactan protein 19
Exons: 1
Coding region: 81-1127 (348 amino acids)
Source: RefSeq, a predicted model, not a curated record
UUAAUCUUACUUGAGAAAGCACGUUUCAAGAUUCAAGAAACUCCCGCCAAAACACACUCUCUCUCUCUCUCUCUCUGGCCAUGGAGGAACGUCGUCUUGGAUCGAUUUUAUGGGCCCUCGCCGGAAGAUCGACGCCGUCAACCGUUCUGUUGACACUUCUGUUCUUUAUCAUUCUCUCAGUCCCAGUCGUUGCUGUCGCCGGAAUCACAGAAGAAGAACUCGAGACCGCCAUUGACGCACUUCGACUGAAGGGAUAUGAUCUUUUCGCCAAUGCAAUCGAAACCUCCGAUCUUCAGUACGAGCUCCUCGAAGGCGGCGAUUCCUUCACAUUCUUCGCUCCCACGGACUCAUCGCUCUACUAUCUCGAUCUGGAAUCACGGGCUUCAGAUUACAUCCAGAACUUACGGUUCCACAUAUCCCCUCAUCGUCUUAGCAUUUCAGAUCUUGGGAUUGUCUCUAUGUCUCAGGUGCCUUACAUCGGAAGUCUGGUCCCUAAUCACGUUCUCUUUAUCGCCAUUAAUCACACCACAGAGACCAACCUCUCUGCCCCGCUGAUCGUCGACGGCGUUCAGAUCUCAAUUCCCAACCUAUACGUAGGUCCCGGCAUCACCAUACAUGGACUCGAUGGAAUUCUUGAUGUCAGAUUUCAGGCAGGGGCGAGCGUCUCAGGCGAUCCGAUUAGUCUUCGUCCAGCAAUGUCCCCCUCUCCCACUCUGGACAGCGACUUUUUCUGUCCAGUCCCAUCUCCGACGAUCCAAGAUUUAAUAACGCCGGCAUGUUCUCCGGCCCCAAGUAUCCAAGAUUUGGAAACGAUGUCAAGUUCACCCUCACCGACGAUGCAAGAUUUGACAAUGUCGGCAAGUUCACCUUCGCCGACGAUGCAGGAUUUGAUAACGUCGUCAAGUUCACAAUUGCCGCCAAUGCAGGACUUGACAACGCCGGGUAGUUUUCCGGCGCCGGGGAGCGUGACUUCAAGAUUCAGAAAGCACGGGAAGCACAAUGAGCAUCGCAGGCGCAAGAAACGGCACGGGAAGAAAGUUAGCGACGAAUAUCAGAAUAAGAAGGACGCUGUGACAGGUUCAGACAGGGGUGGCAGUAAUUUUUCCUCACUAUACGCUCGUGUUUGAUCUUUUUCCGGUGACUCUCAGCUUCAUUUUUGGAAAUCGACCGAGUCAAUUUCCGGUGAAAGUUCCAUUUUCUUUUUCUUCUGGUGAUUUCACUUGCAGUAUUUUCAAGACUGAGAAUCACCAUAUGAUUUCCUUCCUUUCGAAAUCGGGUAAGAAAAUGGUGGCUUUUCAAAUUCAAAUUCAAAUUGCUGUAUAGAAUUGAAUAUAGUAGAUUCUGUUUCUCU